Entrophospora sp. SA101 is the source of this 351-nucleotide messenger RNA. The record is from the annotation of a GenBank genome assembly. Lineage: Eukaryota; Fungi; Glomeromycota; Glomeromycetes; Entrophosporales; Entrophosporaceae.
AUGGCUGGUGCUCGUGAAGAAGAAAGACAACAAUCUGUGCAUGAACAUGUUCCCGUUAAUAAUUUCAAUGCUCAAGAAGUUUCGGAUUUUUUAAAUAAUAGUUGGAUUGAAGCAAUGGGAAAAUUACGUGAUAAUACUAUUCCAGACUCUGAAAAACCUGAACUAUAUAAAUCCACAGAAAAUGCAUGGGGUAGUAAAAGUGGACCUGUAUGGGGACAACGAGCGCAUUUGAUGGCUAAUGGAAAAGAUUUCUUUAAUGAAUUAAGAAAAUCUUCUUCAACAAUUGUUGUUCAGCAACAACAGUCACUUCUUCAACAACAACCUUCAAAUAAUGUUCAAUCAACCAAGUAA